This is a messenger RNA of Ascoidea rubescens DSM 1968, 411 nucleotides long. RefSeq names its product Vps55 family protein. Gene Ontology annotation, cellular component: Vps55/Vps68 complex; endosome. Gene Ontology annotation, biological process: late endosome to vacuole transport via multivesicular body sorting pathway. NCBI's taxonomy places the organism in Eukaryota, Fungi, Ascomycota, Saccharomycetes, Ascoideales, Ascoideaceae. The record is from RefSeq and is a predicted model, not a curated record. The transcript has a single exon. The coding region runs from base 1 to 411 and encodes 136 amino acids.
AUGGCCAAAGUCAAUCCAUUAACAAAAAUAAUCAGUUUAUCUUCUAUUCUUGCUGUGGGCUUUCUUUUUAUUGUGUUAGCAGGAGCCAUCUUUGGAAACUGGCUACCUAUCAUAAUAGGCGCUAUAUUUGCCCUUUCACACAUCCCAUUGAUUGUUUGCAAGUCGUUGAAUAGCAAUGGCUACAUUGACGAUUUAAGUGAAUCCUCCACAUAUAUUAUUGAUUUCGGUAGAUGGUUGUCAAGUUUUUUAUUAAUAAGUGGCUUUGCUUUGUCAAUAUUAUUAAGCCAUUGUCAUAUCAUUACCUUUUCAUCCAUGGUACUAACAAUAAUAGGUGGUUUGUUGAUAUACGGAACUGUGGUUUACUUUACUUCUUUUUUUGAUUCUAAUCAGAGCGAUGAAUUUGAAAUUUAA